Messenger RNA from Coniophora puteana RWD-64-598 SS2, 3331 nucleotides. Its product is annotated as F420H2 dehydrogenase. NCBI's taxonomy places the organism in Eukaryota, Fungi, Basidiomycota, Agaricomycetes, Boletales, Coniophoraceae. The transcript is spliced from 16 exons. The record is from RefSeq and is a predicted model, not a curated record. Gene Ontology annotation, molecular function: NADH dehydrogenase (ubiquinone) activity. The coding region runs from base 15 to 830 and encodes 271 amino acids.
CUUCACCACAAGCCAUGUCUGUCCGCGCUGGCCUCAGGGUGGUCCAGGGCGUCUCUACACUCGCUCGCAGGGCGCACAGCCCCUCCUUCGCUCGCGCAAUGCAGACGUCUUCUUCCCUCAACGCGUCUGUAUCUCCCUUCACCGAACCCACAUCGCCCAACCCAACCGCGACAAAAUAUGCGGAGACGACAGAAUCCCUCCACACCUACGGCUCCUACCUCAUGCAGUGUCUCCCCAAGUUCGUCCAGCAGUUCUCCGUCCUCAAGGACGAGCUCAGCCUCCAUGUCGCUCCCUCCGCCAUCAUUCCGGUCCUCACCUUCCUUCGCGACCACUCUCAGUGCCAGUUCAAGAGCGUUAUGGACAUCACCGCCGUCGACUUCCCCGAAAAGGACCAGAGGUUCGAGGUUGUCUAUAACCUUCUCAGCGUCAAGCACGCCGCUCGUAUCCGCGUCAAGACCUACGCGGGCGAGGCCGAGCCUGUUCCCAGUUGUGUCUCCCUCUUCCGUGGUGCCGACUGGUAUGAGCGCGAGACAUGGGACAUGUACGGAGUCUUUUUCACCGGUCAUCCCGACCUUCGCCGUAUUCUGACGGACUACGGUUUCGAAGGUCACCCCCUUCGGAAAGAUUUCCCUCUGACGGGCUACACCGAGCUUCGCUAUGACGAAGAGCGCAAACGGGUCGUUUAUGAGCCUUUGCAGCUCACUCAGGCAUUCCGCAACUUCGAGUCUCUUUCGCCUUGGGAGCAAGUUGGCGAGGGUACUGAACCCAUCAAGCCUGCCGAGCUCAAGCCUGUCCCACCUCCUAAGGAGGAACCACCAGCGAAGAAGUAGAAGUACAGUAUUUGAUUCUUCCUGUAGUGCUUUGAAUAGACAUCAUAAAGUAUCAAAUGGCGAUCUUAUUUAAAGCGGCUCUCGCGCCCAGUCCCGAUGGAUAAAAGACGCAUAGCAAAAUAAGUCCGUACAUUGGUAUCAUCUCAAGCCGUGGCGGGUGCAGCGGCCGCUGCAGUUUCCUGGAUACUCUGCUCGUCAGCUUUCGCUGUUUCCUUCUUUCCCCAUCCCAUUCUUGCAACGACAUAGUCCUGUCCUACCACCUCUAUCCCAACGCGAAGCGACUCGGCGACCAAAUCCUCGACCCAGUCAUAUUGUUCCCAGAUGUCCAGCCAACUGCCAGGGACUGCUUGCGUCACGGUGGAGUGGACCAGCUUGUGGCCCGGGUCUGAGACGUGCAGAAGGAACUGAAGACUUGACUGUUCAAGAGUUUGAUUGGGUUCCACGGCGUCAUCGCCUGUUCGAGGAAGCUUGAACGAAGUCAAGAAGGGCUGUACGCGGAGAUAAAGGUAAGAAUAAGUGGUCGGGUUUUGCACAGAGGAUUCCUUCUGAGAGGGUGCAUCUUUGUUGUUCUUGACCAGAUCGUCAAGGUUCGCCUGAGCUAACUUGAGAGCAGCUUCAUACCCUUCGACUGCGUUCAAAUCCCGACCCUCGGCUUUGGCGUCGUCCUUGGGCCUUGAUUCAGCACCGCGAUUAACGAUGAGGUCGCCCCCUUCGACUUGUUCCAUAACACGGGACAAGGACCUGUACACCAGAGAUUCCACGCCGUCGUAUCCACUCAUAUCAUGGCUUAGCCAGACUUGAAGAACUUCGUGUUCUGAUAUUGGCGGUGCAACGACAUUCAGAAUGUCAGUAAGGGUCGAAAGGCCGACGCGUUUGAAGUCUUGUCCAAGCUUGUCCAGCUGAGCCUUCUUAGCAUACUCGAGCGCAUCCGCGCUCCACUUGCUCACUUGCUCGUUCUUGGGUAAGUUCUUGACCUGCUCGUCCACGACCGAUCGCGCCUGCUGAUACGCGGCGGAUGCCUGAGUCCACACACUACCCCAACCCCAACGACCAGCACCAGCUGCAGCCGCGGAUUCUGCUGCUGCAUCGGACUGGGCUUCGCUCUUAAGGUGCGCGGUGGAUCUGGGCGGGGUGUCUGUCUUUCCCACAAGCGAGGAUGUCGAGGAAGACGCAAGACCGCCGCCGACGCGCACGCGCUCGGUGCUCUUCUUCAACGCAGGCGUCCCAGCGCGCGAAAGCGGGCGGUCGAUGUGCGCGGUUGUGGUCUUGGUGGGUUCCGAGCUCUUCUGGGUUAUCUCGUCGAUGAAAGCGAGGACAUCGGCGUGCUGGUCUCCGCUGUUCCCCGAUGGGGCGGGCGCGCCGGCAGCAGACGGACCACUUGAUUGCGUCUGAACGGCCGGGGGGUUGAGGUUGUCGAGAUCGUCGAGGAACUGCUGGGCCUCUUCUUGUUUUGACUUGGAUUUGGAGGACAUCGUGUCUCGCUGGAGGCUGUGAAGUGUGCUAGAAAGAAAGGGGCUGCGAGAGAAAGCGCGCGCGAAAUGGGAACCCCGCCUUUCCCAAUCCCAAUCAGUGUACGGAGGCUUUUGAUCCCGUCUUUCAUCCAACGCGACGACCAUUACAACGCGACAUUUAAUUUCUCAUUAGCGCACUACCCAUCGCAUCGAGAGUGGAGCAGCAAGGAUCCUUCAUCUUCCUUCAAGCACGUUCGCGCGUCGCCGUACGAUUCGACUACAUUCUAAAGGCGCACCCAGAUCACGACUGCCAUAACACGCGUUAACGCGUCUACUCCCCCCUUUCCUACGACCACUUGAAAUGGCAAAGAAGAAACAAGUAGAGGAAUCGUCGUCCGAGGAAGAGGUUUUCCAUGUCGAGGUCAUCACCAGAGCGCGUGUCACCGAGGACCUGGAAUGGGAAUACUAUGUCAAGUGGGCGGGUUAUGGGUCUGAUGGUGACAGGCUGGGAACCGGAAGGGAACGUCAAAGGGUGUGACAGGCUGCUUCAGUCCUUCUGGACCCACAUUGGUCAUGACAACGACGAUUACUCCCCAGGCUACGAAGUAGCAGCCAAGGGUUAUUGGAUAGAGAAGGAGAAGGGUUUCUUUGCUAAAGAGUUCAAGAGCAUGAAGAGGAAAGAGAAGAGGAAGAAACGGCCAAUCUCAAGCGGCUCUGAUGAUUCUUCAGAUAGCGAACCAAUCAAUCCGAAGAAGAAGAAGCGUCUUAAGAGCACGGGUGACUCGAGGGAGGACACCCCCAUGUCGAAGGCAUCAGAUAAACCUGUAGAGAAGUCCGCUGGAAAAAUUAAGCUGCCCCCCAAGAAGAAAGCGGCUGAGAAACCUCCGGAACCCCCCAAACCUCCAGAGCCUCCUCGUGGGCUAUCGCCCGUUGACUCUUUGUUCGGGGACCCGGGCCCGUCUUCUCCACCGAAACAGGCGAAUGUCGCCCCGUCUCGCCCCCUACCCCCUCCUCGCCCCGCGAACAAGGUUCAAGUCAAGAAGCCUUUCU